Molecule: messenger RNA, 8656 nt
Organism: Chelonia mydas (Green sea turtle)
Lineage: Eukaryota; Metazoa; Chordata; Testudines; Cheloniidae
Gene: CMTR1
Product: cap methyltransferase 1
Exons: 24
Coding region: 175-2562 (795 amino acids)
Biological process (GO): 7-methylguanosine mRNA capping
Cellular component (GO): nucleus; cytoplasm
Molecular function (GO): protein binding; nucleic acid binding; methyltransferase cap1 activity
Source: RefSeq, a predicted model, not a curated record
CGCAGGCGCGGAGCCGGCACAUACGUCACUGGCACGCGCCAGGAGAGAGGGAGGACCCUGAGCGCGACGGGGAGCUGGAGAAACGAAAGUGAGCGGAGCGGAGUCGGCCUGGUUCUCUCGCCGCCGCCGCCGCCUGCGGGCCAUGGUGCCGGCCUGAGACCCCGCCCCAUAAAAAUGAAGAGACGAGCAGAGCCCGAAUUUAACAGCAACCAGAAGCAGAAAAAGAGGGCAGAAGAUCUGGGACUGAACCUCAGUUCCACUUCCGAUGAUGAACCUCCAUGUAGUAAUCAUGCAACUCAAGAGUCUUCCAGUAGCGGCAGUGGGUCUGACAGUGAGAGCGAUGAGAGGCGUCCAGUCUUCGGCUCUGGGAGCAAUGAGUUCAAAGCAGACUCUCUUGUGGAGGGCACCUCCUCCCGCUACUCCAUGUAUAACAGCGUCUCCCAAAAGCUCAUGGCCAAGAUGGGCUUCCGAGAAGGAGAAGGUCUGGGGAAAUACAACCAGGGAAGGAAGGAUAUCGUUGAGGCCUCCAAUCAGAAGGGAAGAAGAGGCUUGGGACUGACCCUGAAAGGGUUCGAUGGGGAUCUGAACAUUGACUGGCGAGACGAGCCAGAGCCCAGUGCCUAUGAACAGGUGGACUGGUUCCCAGAAUGCACCACUGAAAUCCCCGAUGCACAGGAGAUGAAGGAGUGGAUGACCGUUGGGAAGAGGAAGCUGGUAAUUGAAGAUGAAACGGAAUUCUGCCGAGAAGAGUUUCUGCACAGUGUCCUGCAGUGCAAGAGCGUGUUCGAUGAGCUGGAUGGAGAGGAGAUGCGCCGAGCCCGGACAAGGUCCAACCCCUACGAGAUGAUCCGGGGAGUCUUCUUCCUGAACAGAGCGGCGAUGAAGAUGGCAAACAUGGACUACGUCUUCGACCACAUGUUCACAAACCCAAAGGACUCUCAUGGGAAGCCCCUAAUCAAGGAGCGGGACGCAGAGCUGCUUUACUUUGCUGAUGUGUGUGCUGGCCCCGGUGGUUUCUCAGAAUACGUUCUCUGGAGGAAGAAGUGGCAUGCGAAAGGGUUCGGCAUGACCUUGAAAGGACCAAAUGACUUUAAACUGGAGGAUUUCUAUUCUGCCUCCAGCGAGCUCUUUGAGCCUUAUUACGGAGAGGGCGGGAUUGAUGGAGAUGGAGAUAUCACCCGCCCAGAGAACAUCACUGCUUUCCGGAAUUUUGUUUUGGACAACACUGAUCGCAAGGGGGUGCAUUUCUUAAUGGCGGAUGGGGGUUUCUCUGUGGAGGGUCAGGAGAACCUGCAGGAAAUUCUAAGCAAACAGCUGAUGCUUUGCCAGUUCCUUACAGGACUCUCUAUCAUCCGGACAGGAGGACAUUUUGUCUGCAAAACCUUCGACCUGUUCACACCAUUCAGCGUGGGACUUGUAUAUUUGCUGUACUGCUGCUUCGAGCGAGUGAGUCUCUUUAAACCUGUGACAAGCCGUCCCGCAAACUCGGAGAGGUACGUGGUGUGUAGAGGGCUAAAGUCAGGCAUCGAUGACGUGCGGGAAUAUCUCUUCAUGGUGAACAUCAAACUCAACCAGCUACUCAGCUCUGACAUGGAUGUAAAUCUUGUCGUCCCCGUAGAAGUGAUCAAGGGUGACCACGAGUUCUACGACUACAUGGUCCGAUCAAAUGAAAGCCACUGUAAAGUUCAGAUCAAAGCACUAGCCAAAAUUCACGCCUUUGUUCAAGACACGACCCUGAGUGAGCCACGGCAGGCUGACAUCCGAAAGGAAUGCCUCCGGCUGUGGGGGAUUCCAGAUCAGGCCCGAGUUGCUCCAUCCUCUUCCGAUCCCAGGUCCAAGUUCUUUGAACUUAUCCAGGGAACAGACAUCGAUAUCUUUAGUUUUAAACCAACACCACUCAACUCAAAAACCCUGGAGAAGAUCCGCCACGUCUUAGAUUACAGAUGUAUGGUGUCUGGAAGUGAACAGAAGUUCCUGCUAGGGUUAGGGAAGUCCCAGAUCUACACCUGGGAUGGUCGCCAGUCAGAUCGCUGGAUGAAACUGGACUUGAAAACUGAGCUGCCACGGGCUACCCUUCUGUCUGUGGAGAUUGUUCAUGAGCUGAAAGGAGAGGGGAAAGCCCAGCGAAAAAUCAAGGCUAUCCAUAUCCUGGAUGUCUUGGUGCUGAAUGGCAAUGACGUCCGAGAGCAGCACUUUAACCAGCGGAUUCAGCUAGCGGAGAAGUUUGUCAAAGCCGUUUCUAAGCCUAGCCGGCCGGAUAUGAACCCCAUCCGGGUGAAGGAGGUGUACAGACUGGAGGAGAUGGAAAAGAUUUUUGUAAGGUUAGAGAUGAAGAUCAUCAAGAGCUCAGGCGGAAUACCACGGCUGUCCUACACGGGCCGGGACGACCGGCACUUUGUGCCCACAGGACUCUACAUCGUUAGGACUGUGAAUGAUCCUUGGACAAUGGCGUUCAGCAAAAACUCCAAGAGGAAAUUUUUCUAUAACAGGACGACCCAGGAGUCGACGUACGACCUCCCUCACGAAUCCAUCGCACCAUUUCACCCCAUUUGUUUGUUCUGAUUUUCAGCAAAAUCAUUAGGAUUCUGCCCACUGAUGACUAGAAUAUUCCCUGCCAUGUUGGAACGGAUGGGAUGGUGCAUUCUGAAGUCAUGGUGUUACAGCCAGGUCGACACAGCCUUGAGGGAAGCGCCUCAUACUAGCCAUCUGGUUGCUGACUGGUGAGAUUUCCAGCUGCAGGAAGUGCACAGGCAGGGGAAGGCUACAGGCAGAUGCAUUUGCUCUUUAUAUGUUCAAAGGACUUUAUUUAAAAAACAAUACAGGUUCAGCCCUGAGUUCAGAGCGCCCCUGCCAUUAAGUCAAUGAGUUUGGAUCCUUGGUGUCCCAGAACUAUCCCUCUGAGACAGCAGUUCCCUUUGCUGGGCCCUGCCUCAGGGGGCUGUACAUAGAUACACACUAACACCCAGGGUUAGGAACUGCUAUUGUCUUCCUGCCCUCUUAGUUCAUUUGGCUGAGCAGCAGGAAAACACCACCCCCAAGACCCCAUUUUCAGGUAGUGACUCCUCUGGCUCCCGACAGGUUAGUGGGAAGAUAUUUUGAAAAGUGUCCCUGUAACUGGCACUACUACACAUGGGGAUUUUUGGCAAUCACAGGAGAGAGGCACAAUGACUGAAUGCCCCUUUGAGCUCUAGAGAUUGGUCCCUUCAGCUCAGGGUUGAGGUACAGUGAGAGGGAAGCUUUCCCAGGUUCUGACUGGGCUGAGCAGUGAUGAUUUCAGGCUCCAAAACCUUGUAGUGAGCAGCAAGGAACAGAGAGAGCCCACUAAGAAAAGGGGAACUUGGGUCAUUCAUCCCCCUGAAAUUAAUUUGCAUUCUCUGUUCCAUGGGCCCCCCAGGAUAGUGUGUGGAGGAGACGGCUCCAGCUGAACUUGUCUGCUCUCCAAACCCACUUGUUCUGUGUCUGUAGCUUCCCUUUGCCUUCAAGAUCCUCAGCUGCCAGAGAUAAGGCUGUCCAGGCUGUGAAGACUGCAGGUGACUAACGGUUUGAAAAGCUGACCAGCCCCUUGGGUGGGAGGCACAUCGGUUGAAGGAAGAGGUCUUUGCAGUGGAGCCCUGUGGUCAGUCGUGAGAACCGUGAUUACAUUGUCCAGCAGGUGUAAACAACAAUAAUCAACAGUACCAUGGCCAUUGCAAUGGCUGCAUUCUUGCGAUUUUCCUUACGGAGCACUUUCAGUUCUUUCUCUGGAAAACAAAACCAAACCAGCAUAUAAGGUGCCGCUUCCCCUCCUGCCUCACAGCUGCCACCCGUUGCUCCAAGGAACAGCAAACCCCCUUUUCCUCACUCAUGGAGGGAAACUCCUUGCAAGGAUCAGCUUCAUCCGACUGCUGCGACCUGCCAGGUGCUUUGCUCUAGUCUAGUUCCUUGUAAACACGCAGAGCUCUGCUACUCAAACUGCCCCUCGUUGUGAGGGACUGGACAGGCACAAGAUCAAAGAGAGGCCGCCUGCCCAGUUCAGUAGUGUCUGAAAGGUAUCCGCUAAUAGCGGUUUGGCCUCAGUCCAAUUCCUACUGCUGGCUAGGUAGCCUCAGUGUACAAAUCACCCCUUGUUGAAGGCCAAGGCCUGAAUGGGCCCUGGAGAUAGAAUGCCUCCCUCAUUUUCUGGAGAAGGGUGUGGGAGGGUGGCUAUAAAGACAGCUGCCAGUGCUGGACCUGUUCUGUACAUGGAUCUCUGCAGGACACUGUCUAGCACCUGUCACCAGCCACUAACUAACUUCACAUGGGAAAUAAAACCAACACCACCUCUUUGUGUCACUGACCCAGCUGGGCUCCUGACUCUUCCCUGUGACCAUCUCAAUCAGAACCUGGGACACAACUCCGUACACAUCUCAAGCUCUGGCAGCCGCACAUACAGUCAGCUGCUCUAAUAGGUGUCUUUUGCUGUCUCCUACAAAAUAGGCAUUGUUGCCUGUGCAGAAGCAGUUAAUGAUCUUUACAUUGUAUCACCUUUGAACAGUUCCUUGGCACUUCACUAGUACAGAUCCAUCCCUCCCUGCUCGACACUGCUGAUUCCAGGCGGAUAACCCCUGUGGGCUGGGAAGGGAGUUUGGCAGUGCAAGAUAGAUAGGCAGCACACACGGUAGUUCAGAGCCUAGUGCACUUGUCUGAAGGAGCAUUUCUUUUCUGAUCAAUGCUAAUUUUGUGCCACGCAGCCUGAGAUCUCAACAUGCUUUGUGAAGAUGGGUGGGGAUCACUGCCCUGUCUGACAAAGGGGGACUGAGGGGCAGGGACAGUAGGUGGCUGCCAAGAGUGCAGCGCACAGAACCCAGGAGUCCUGAAUACUGAUUCUCUGCUUUACUAGAUCCAGGUUCUAUCUAGUCCAGUCCUGUCCUCUCCCCUGCAGGAUUUUUCUGAAGCAGCUGUAAGCUAUUAGCAUUUGACAGGCAAGCCCCUACCCUGUGAUGGGUUCCUAGAGCAGGAUUUCAGCUCUUUGCAGGGGUGUUUAGUGUGGCACUGGGUCUGCUGCAUACACCCUGCUGAACAGCCACAGGGAAUCCAGUCUAUUCAGGGACCAUUGUGCUGCUAGCUGACUUCACAAGGGGAGGUUAAACUACUAGAAGUGAUUACUUGUUAAGGGGCUCAUUGGUGAUGCUGUUUGUUCUGAGUGCAGCAGCAGGUCUGUCUGAAUCUGCUUUACCCACAUGACCCCCCCUACAAUCUUACUGUAACAAUGAGUAAUGAGCUCUACCCCAUGGCUGAGUCCUAAUUCUCAACUCCCACAAGCCCCGCUUGCUCAGCGCACUGCGUCCCCUCCAAUUGCCCUCGGCUUGGUGACAGUUUGUGGAUCCGGAGCGCUCUCAGAUGUGUCCUGAAGAAAGGGGAAGGGCUAAUCUAGAAAAGGUUUGCCUGUUAGUUCCACAAUAUCCCAGCUGCUGCCAGCAUCCCCCAUCCUGCUCAAAGUGGGUGAUAGGCCAAUCCUUGCUGCUGCCUGGGCUGAAGACAAAGCUUGAUCUCUUCCUUCCUUCGACAGGUUGUAAACCUUACCUCAGGCUUUGCUGAGCUCAGCCUAGUUAUUCAGACGGAGGUUGCAGAGUGGGGAGAGGAGGCAUCAAAACUCAAGGCCCCCUUGUGCUGGGUACAGUACUCAACACAAAACACAUGGCAGCUUUCUAUGCAGCUUCCCUGUCUGCAUGGCUGACACCCGCCUGUGCGCUGGGGACUGCACAGAUAAGCUGCUGUGUCAAUGAGGGAACGCUGCCAGGAGCUCCCUCACUCUGGGAAAGCCCCACACGUUCACUCACUUCAAGGAGUCUGGAUCGACAUGGCGGACAAACCCGCUGAGGAUCAAUCUCAGUGAUGCAGCAGCGGAGCCUCAGGAAUCAUCUACUGAUGCCUCUGCCCAGGGAGGAACUAGGAGCGGUGGGCGCUGACUAACGCAACCUCAGCAAUUCCAACAUCCCUGCACAGGAUGCUACAGGCAGACCCUGGCACUGCAAGGGAAUAAGUGUCCCCAGUUACCACUGAUGUCAAGGAGCAGGGAGGGCACGCAGCCCCCUUUCAGGAUCAGGCCUGCAGGCCUCAGGUAAGAUUCCAAUGAAUCUAACUAAGCCUUGUGUCAGAACCUGAUGAGGGGAAAAGUUUAAGAGUUGAGUGUGGCUACAAAAAACCCUCAAUUCUGCCAGCAGGGGGCAGCCUAAUGCCACACAGUUCCUGUGCAGGACACCCAGAAGAGAGAGGGAGGAAAACACACUUCCUGGCUGGAGAUUGGAAUAGAAAGUGCAGGGGACUGCACCACAUACAAAGCUGGUGACUGGGGGGAAGGGGUUCAGCAGCUGACCCAUGGUGCAUGCCUAGUGUACUUGAGAGGGACUCUGGCUACGCCACAUUCACAUGAGUCCAUUGGGGGAUGGGUAUAGGAUGGGGAGGGCAGGAUGCUCAGCCUUCCCCGAGCUGGCUCUGGCCUUGAGGAACUCUAGCUGCAUCAGUGCAGACUGAUGUGCCCUCCAGGGACAGCCUGGGGCCUGAGCCACUAGAGACGGGGCAGACACUCAUGUGAGUAGAAGCCUGCUGGAUGGUUUUCUACUGUGCAUUUGGAUGAGGUUUCAGGUGCACUGAAUUUUAUUUUUUGAACCUUUGUGGUGACUCUCGGGCUGAGAGGGGGGGAGGCCAAUUUGCUGGCCAAGACUUUCAAGAGACACGAGUGCUCUUAAGUCCCCAACUUGAGAUGGCCUGAUAGGGGUCUGGUUUCCAGAGGGCAGGUGUGCAGCACUUCCUGCAAAGCCAGACCCCUUUAACGGGCCUCAGGCUGGUCCCUGCUAUGGGAUACCUGAGCAGGCACCUGCUCUCAGAUUAAAAGCAGCUGAAUAGAUCUGCCUCAACUUCUCCCUCAAAGUCCCUUUUUGGCUGAGCCCAAGCUCCAAGGCAAAUCAGAGAGUGGGGCAGGAGUUUAAAUGGGAAGCUGACCACAGUCUGCACUGCACUUAUCCUGCCCAGCCGCUGCUCACUCUGAGUGGCUAGAUUUAAAGAUGGCCUUACCAUAGGUUUCAGCUUUGGUCAGAAGCAGGCUUCUCUCUCUCUCCAGUGACUUUCUGUAAUGAGAAGAUGCAGCCUUGUUACACACUGGCAGAUGCUAUUGCUCUGCACAAGCUAAUAUGCUGUAGGGUGGUGGAAAGCCUCUGCCCCAAAAGAGGAGUUCUGGGCUGUACACAAAAUGAGACCCUCCACCUUUCUCCUUGGGGGAGGGGGGGCUGGCAGCUUGUCAUCCCCCUACUGCAUAAGGGGAGGGUCCAAAGGGUUAGAAGUCUUCCUCCCUGGAGACUGCUGUGCAUGAAUGGUAGCUAAGACUCCCACUUCAGGGCAGCCUGUUUGAACACUAGGACAGUGCUGCAGGGUUGGCUAAAAAGCAACUCCCACCUGGCAUAGGGGAAAUGCCUUUCCAAGUAACGGGGAGAGCUGCUCCCUCUGGAUCAAGAGGCUCUGAUGUCCGCUCCAGGGACAGGCAGGGCCUCGUACAGUGGGUGAUCACAUCCCAGCAGCUCUGGCUUCCCCAGGGAAGACAUGAGCUCUUCUGAUCCAGUGAGGAAAAUGCCCACAGGCUGGGCUGUUCAGAAUGCUCCGGGAAAGCAAGGAAAAGCAGCACCUGGCCCUGGGAAUAGGGCAUGUGGAGGCUCAGGCCUGUCAAAAUACCACUGGACACAAAUAAGCUUCUGCACUUUCACAGAUGGUUUCGCACACAUGAAGCCUCACAGUGCCCCUCUCCCAUCACCGCCAAAAGGAGGGAAUCGCCUUGGUGCAGAGUCUGGAAGAGAACUCCCUGACUCUGCUCACCAGAUCACAGGCCCCAUGUUGUUCCCACAUUUCAGAGCCAAAGAUUGAAACAUUCUUCACUUUGCUUCCAAGGCCCCCAUUUUGCACAAACUCCCUAAUGGCUCAGGCAAAGGAGCUGUCUGAUUGCAGUAAGAACCAGCUGUAUCACACAAUUCAGGGUGAUUGAAAACCCUGUAUCUUCAUCUGCACAAUGAUUGAUUAAUCCACAAUUUAAAGGCCUGAAAGCUGCAGCAGCUCGGGGGGGGGGGGGGGAGGGGGCGUAAACAAACACACAACAACAAAUUAUCUAUCUCCCUGCUCCAGGGAGGCUCUGUGGCAUUGUGUCAGAGGGCAGUUUGUUCCCCUUUAGGGUAAAGCAGGCACUUGUAUUUCAGCUGGAUCCAAGCCUUAUGGUACAGUUCAUUAAGGGAAGAGAGAAGGGCUGUAAUAAAGCAGGGUGCAUUAAUAGCAGGAGAGGAAAAGAAGGACUCUGAAAUACACUGGGGAAAAGGAAAUGCAGAGUGCAGCCCAUGAGGAAAUGAGAAGAGACACUGAACUGAUUCCGAAGUAGCUGAGCUGCUGUAUCGUUGCUUACAAGCCUGCCUAGCUAGAGAAAUCAAGGGGAAAGGCUCUCAUGCUUAGGAAGGAAAUGAGACGGUUUAAAAAGCAUGGCCAAGCUGAACACAUGCAGCUCCGCAGGACAGAAUGACACGGAGCCCAGGCAAUGAGACACUAAACUUACUAUGAAUCCAGUCAGGCUUUAUUUGGAGGGUGCGGAGAGCAAAAUUGGAAAGCAGACCUAUCCCAGUGAUUUAGGCUCACCAGGUCAAUAGCUUCCCUCAUGGGACAAACA